Molecule: messenger RNA, 2695 nt
Organism: Caenorhabditis auriculariae
Lineage: Eukaryota; Metazoa; Nematoda; Chromadorea; Rhabditida; Rhabditidae
Source: the annotation of a GenBank genome assembly
AUGAAGGAAAUCGUGCGGACCAAUCCAAAUGAAAUCAAGAAUAUGUUGACGGCUAAUCCGCAGCUGGCUUAUGCACUUUUGCAGGUUUAAUUGGAUUUUUUUUGUUAUAUUCUAUUUGAAAAUUAUUAUCCAUGUAGCUUAGAUUAAUCAACUUGUGAUAAUUUUUUAUGGAAUCAAAAAGAGUGUUUGACAACCGACUGAAAGUUAUCAAGAUUUUUUGGAAAUUUAGAAAAUUUUUUGAUCGGUUGUCAUAUUUUACAAGCUCAGUAACUAUCAGGGUAAUGCAUUUUCAUCCGAAGGUUCUCAUUUUUUAACUUAAAAUGAUAUGAUUUAACUUGAGAUCGAAGAAGCUCCGAAUUUCUAUACAUAAAUUAAUUUGCAGAAGCUUGCUGUGUUUUCCAAAAAAAGGACUGGGGAAAUUAAUGAAAGAAGAACUUUUCUGAAAGUAUAGUUUUAAUCGCUCAACACAACAAAAAAAGGGAAGUUUUUUUAAAGCCUCGAUUUUGAUGAAACUGAUCUAAGGCCUUCUUAGAGCCUCCUGAUUUCAGACCAAGGAGACGCUUUCUCGCAAAAGUUCUUACUUUUUAUUUAUACUUUCUCAAAAGCUUCAAAAACGCCUAUUGAUCACAUUUUAGGUAGUUUGAGAACUUUAAAGAGUUCAAACGGUUGUUAAAAAGUUUUCUUAUCAGCAAUAAUUUCAAGGAGAAUGUAGAAACUCUUUCAACGAUUUUUUUUUUCGAGUGGUUAUGAAAACCUAUAAUAAUUUGUUCAAAGAAGUUCCUGAAUUAUUCGAACUUCGAUAAGGUUCACUUGAUUCACAACGCUUGUUGUGUUUUCCAAAGAAGUGCUGGUGAAAUUAAGCUGAGAAGAAAGAAGAUCUUGUUCUUGAAGUUGUGAUCGCUGAAUACUUAAAUGGAAUGUUUUUGAGUUCCCAUUUAAAAUUUCUUUUGCUGAAGUGCACCUAGAGCGUCCUGAUUCUAGAUUAAGAAGGCAAUUUUUGUUAAUAGAUCUCUUUUUUUUUAUAUAUGAUGUCUCAAAAGCUUCAAAUAACGUCUUUUUCCUUAUUUUUUUAAUGGUAGUUUGCGAAGUUUAACUCAAAAAUCUGGAGCAUAGAUGGGCAAGUACAGCACUCAUUCAGCGCGGUAGAAGGGUUAGCUUACAAAAAUUUUAAGAAGUCAGAAAUAAAAUUAAAUUUCAAUCUCAGAGAGGUAGUUUUGGCCACAUUAAUACAAGUUUUAGCCUCAAGAGAAUAUUAUUAGCUUUAAUUUAAAAAAAACUUGGCCUUGAAAAAAAGUCUGCCCAUUUAUGAUCUGGCGGUACACUUCAGCAAAGUUUCAUCAAAAGUUCAAGUUCUGUGAGCGAUUUCCAAUAGGAGAAUGUAUAGAUUCAACAUUCCAAUGUCAUUUUUAGGAGGUAUUAAAAAAAGCCAACGAAUUUUCGAACGGCGACUUUUCCGAUUUUUUCAUUUUUCCCUUAUAUUUUUCGUUUAUAAAACAUCUAUUAACAAUUUUUUUUUGUGUUUCAAUCAUGAAUCAACUACCUAUUUUAUAUAGGCCGAUUCAAAGCGAAGAAUUUAUCAAUAAAAAAACGUCGGAAAGUUCCCUAGAGAUAUGAAAAAAUAGAAAAGUCGCCGUUCGAAUCAUCGCUAGCAUUUUUUCAUACCACUCAAUUUUAAAGGCGCAAGUGGUGAUGAGGAUCGUCGACCCGCAAACGGCCAUCGCGAUGCUUCACAGGGAAACGCCGACUCAAACGACGCCUUUCCAUCUGCAAGGCCCAGCUCAGCCUUCACUCAAGCCUCAACAACAGCAGCCGCCGCCCAAUUUCGGAAUGCCUCGUGGGUUUUGAUUUCAUUAAAGUGGUCGCUCUAGAACUGUCUUUUGCUAAAUUUCCAGUUUGGUGACUAAAGAUCGUCAGAAGUCUCAAUUUUGCUCGAAAUCGAGGGAUUUUUGUGAAACUGAACUUAUUUAAAUGAUCCUUCUGUUCGAAAAUGUCUUUUUUGACAUCCGAGAAAUUGAAAAAUUAAAUUAGCACAAAAUUAAAGAUUUAGGAAAAAUCUCCUUCUCCAAUAGGACAUAGAUGUUUACCAUGGUCUAAAAAUUUAUUAUAAUUUUUUUAUCUGUCUAUUUCACGGCUGAGCCAUCGAAAAAAGGGUCCUGACACGAUAAUGCACGAGACAGUACCUGACUCGUGGAGAGCGCAGACAGGCCACGCCCCCUUAGGCGUCCCAAGCUAGCCGUGGAUCGGCCAUAUCGUUGUUCAUAAAAAUGUAGAUUACUCGGAAACUAUCGAAAAUUUUCCACCUCCGCAAUUUUUUUUAUGAGAUAACCUCGUUUCUAGAAGAAUAACUCGAUUUUUUGAUUCCGAAACCCCAGUUUUCACAUAAAAAAAACUCAGAGAAAACUAAAAAUGAAUAAUUUCAGCGCCUCACGCAGCCACCAGCUCGGCGAUGCCACCAAUGCAGCCGCCUUUCGGCCGACCUCCGCCAAAUUUCCCACCAUCACAACCAGUUAUAAAUCAUUUAUCCACCAAUAUAACUCAAACUGAAAUUUAGGAAAUCUCACCGGAAGAGCAGCAAAACGCGGACCUUCUCCUACAAGUCAUGCAGCUGAAGGAAGAGGAAAUCGCGCUUUUGCCGCCGGGCGACAGAGAAAAAGUCAUCGAACUUCGGAAUCAACUCAAACGAAGCGUCCGCUGA